Molecule: messenger RNA, 1305 nt
Organism: Arthroderma uncinatum
Lineage: Eukaryota; Fungi; Ascomycota; Eurotiomycetes; Onygenales; Arthrodermataceae
Exons: 4
Coding region: 1-1305 (434 amino acids)
Source: RefSeq, a predicted model, not a curated record
AUGAACCCAGCUUUCUCAAAGAACUUCACAAGUGUGAAUCUGCGAAACACCAACAAGAAGCUGAACGCAACUGCCAGAGUCGACGCCAUCAUCGCCGAAAACCCAGGCAAAACCCUCGAAGAGCUCGUGGCCCUCAAGAAAAUCAACGCAGACCAGAAAGCCCAGGCCCUCAAGAAGCCUGCCCUCCAGGAAACCGUUGCCCAUAUCGAAGAGCAAAUCGCUCAAUACAAACAGCUCGAAGCGUACUACGAAGAGCAACAAGCCAAGGAAAAGACAAAGCUCGAAACGCAGCAUAAAGAGGAGCUUGAAUCUCUGAAGAAGUCCCUCGUGGUCGAGACAGAGCAGAAUGGCGAGAAACGGUUCAAGGAACGGUUGCUGGUGCUUAGCCGUUUCUUACGCGCGGCUGCAGCUAUGAGGGGUGUUGCUGAUGAGCAUUCUGUCGAGGGCCGUGGAUUCGAGGGCUCCCUGUAUCAGGUCUACGGCGGAACAGAGCAGGCGGUCGAAGCCAUGAUCAAAUUGAUUGAUGGCGCGGAAGAGAAGGUUCCAAGCGUUGAGUCUGAGCUCCUCGACAUCACAUACGCACAAAUCAAACGAACUUCUCUCGAGUACAUCCAACCCACACCCGAGGCCGCCUGGACGGAGGAGCAAACUACGGCUGCUACCACUACCGCUAGCGCUCUCCAAACUGACCCAACAGUCGCCAAUGCCGGUCUGACCGAAGCCCAAGACCCUUCUGUCUCGCAGGCCGCAGCCACAAACGGUUUCCAAUCCGCCGCUCCACCACACGCUGAAGAGCCAGUUCCCGCACAAGCAACCACCCAGAAUGUCGCAGCUAACGAACUCGCACAGGCUAGGUCAGGAGCACCUGGCUGGGACUCAAACUCCAUGACCGCCUCCGCCGUGACAGAGGAAUGGGUCAACGUCCAAAUCCCGGCGGCUGAAACCGCUCCUCCGGCCUCUGCCGCUCCUGAGACCGCUUCCCGGCCACCACUCCAAACCACCGAUAGUUGGGCAGAGGAUGUUCCAGCUGCAGCUGCAUCUACUGACCCCACCAAGCAGCCAGUUGACGGCUUCGAGCGUGUCCACCACACUCGCGGACGCGGAAGGGGAUACCGCGGUCGUGGCCAGGGCCAGCGUGGUGGCGGCGAGCACCGUGGUCGUGGCGGCUUUAACCGUGGCGGAGGAGAGUUCCGUGGCCGUGGACGCGGUCGUGGUGGUGAAUAUCGAGGAAACGGAAACGGCAACGGACAUCGUGGACGACCAGCCCAGGCUACAGCUGCCCCUGCCGCGGCCGGUGAUGCGUAA